Tripterygium wilfordii is the source of this 1663-nucleotide messenger RNA. RefSeq names its product programmed cell death protein 2. The coding region runs from base 110 to 1369 and encodes 419 amino acids. The transcript has 10 exons. Gene Ontology annotation, cellular component: cytoplasm. Lineage: Eukaryota; Viridiplantae; Streptophyta; Magnoliopsida; Celastrales; Celastraceae. The record is from RefSeq and is a predicted model, not a curated record.
AACAUUUCUUCCCGAAAAUUGUUGGAAGGGAAAGGAGGUUUAAUCCACCGAGCACUUGGUGUCGUACGUGUUCUUACUCACCGAAUUCCAAGCCAUAAACGACCGAAGAAUGGAGUCCGGUACGAAGGACGACUCCAUAGAGAAGUUCAGGGGUUUUCACAUUGAUGAUGAUGGCGACGAUGAAGUGCAAGAGAUCAUUGUUGAUGAAGAUGAUGACGAAGACGAUGAGGAUGACGAUGAAGAUGAACAACAACCUGUAACCCUAGGUUUCUUAGAGGAGAAAGAGUAUGACUGGUCACUUCUCCGCCAAUCCUUUCCCAGCAAGGCUGGUGGCGUACCGGCAUGGUUGGAUCCUGUCAAUUUGCCCUCCGGAAGGUCAUCUGCUUGUGAUAUAUGUGGCGAACCUUUGCAAUUCGUACUUCAGGUAUAUGCACCAAUAUCAGAGAAGGAAUCGGCAUUCCAUCGGACUUUAUUUGUGUUUAUGUGUCAAUCAAUGACUUGUCUUCUCCGAGAUCAACAUGAGCAGUGGAAACGCUAUCCAGAGAAGGCUUCUCGGAGUGUGAAGGUUUUUUGUUGUCAAUUGCCUCACCUCAAUCCUUUUUACCCAAGUGCGCCCCCAAGAUACGAUGGGACUGACAAACCUUCUGGAACUGGAGCCAAGCUCUGUAAUUGGUGUGGUACCUGGAAGGGAGACAAAGUCUGCAGUAGUUGCAGAAAAGUACAUUACUGCUCACAAAAACACCAGGUCACGGACUGGCGCUUGGCUCAUAGAAUUGAUUGCCAGCGGCUGAGCCUCUCUUCCCAGUCCUCUGACUCUUGCAGUAGUAAUGGUGGAACCACUUCUUCAGAGAUUCAAAAAGUUGCUAGCAACACCUUGUGGCCAGAGUAUGAGAUACGAAAUGUGGAUGAAAGCGAGUAUGACACAGAAAUGAUGGAAGACAAUGGACAUGCUAGUUCAUUGAUAACAAGUAACAGAGUGGAUGACACCAUGAAUUCAUUGUUGCAAAAAUUUGAGGGUGACAGUGACAAAAAAAGUUGGGCCUCUUUCCAGCAGCGUAUUGUUAAGGCCCCCGAACAAGUUGUGAGAUACUGUCGGGAUGCUGGUGCUAAACCUCUAUGGCCAAUGUCGAGUGGUCGUCCUUCUCAAGCUGAUAUCCCUAAAUGCCGCUAUUGUAAUGGUGCAAUGAUUUUCGAGUUUCAGAUAUUGCCUCAGCUGCUUUAUUAUUUCAAUGUGAAGAACGAUGCAGAUUCUCUUGAUUGGGCAACUAUAGUUGUAUACACAUGUGAAUCCUCUUGUGAGGCAAGUGUGGCUUAUAAGGAAGAAUUUGCUUGGGUCCAGCUAUACUCUCCAUCUGCUUCUGUACCUUGAUAAUGAUAGAAGAAAUGAAUUUUUUGUGUCGCUAGUGUGUCGUGGAUAGAUUUUGAUUGCAAAUUGUAACUAGUUUUUCUAUCAACUUUGGUACUUUACAGAUUUGUUACACUGCAGGUAAGGAGGAGUGUAACAGAUGAAAUUUUGUUCUAGGCACAAAUAUUUAUGUAUUUUUUGCCCUUCCCCCCUCUCAGUUUGUUUUAUGUACCUGAUAGAGUCUAUAUUUCCUUUUGAGUGUAUUUCCAUUUGGACGGAUUGUUCUUGUUGAUACAUGUACUGAUGCCACAUUUCUUU